Perognathus longimembris pacificus (Pacific pocket mouse) is the source of this 7475-nucleotide messenger RNA. It is a transcript of the gene Rps6ka3, whose product is annotated as ribosomal protein S6 kinase A3. The transcript has 22 exons. Gene Ontology annotation, biological process: protein phosphorylation; intracellular signal transduction. NCBI's taxonomy places the organism in Eukaryota, Metazoa, Chordata, Mammalia, Rodentia, Heteromyidae. Gene Ontology annotation, molecular function: magnesium ion binding; ATP binding; ribosomal protein S6 kinase activity. The record is from RefSeq and is a predicted model, not a curated record. The coding region runs from base 359 to 2581 and encodes 740 amino acids.
CGCGCGGCGGUCGCUGAUCUGCUGGGAGCGGGCGCGGGAACCGGCGCGGGGUAGGGGGCGGAGCUGUAGUCCCGGCGGCGGAAGGAGGAGAGGAAGAAAGGGGCGAGCCUGGGUUCCCAGCGGCGGCACAAGGCUCUGAGCUCGGUGCGCGGGCGUCUCUGGCCAGGCGCUUUGCUUUCGGUCGGUCAGUGACGGCGUUGAGCUCUCUCUGGAGCCACCGCUGCUCCACUGCUGCUGUUCUAGUGCUUCUGCCGCUGUCGCCGCCGCUGCCGUGGGGCUCGGGCGGCGACAGAGCGGGGCCGGCCGCGGGGCGGGCGGGGAGGGAGGAGGCUGUGAAGGCGGCGGGCCGGGGGGGAAGAUGCCGCUGGCGCAGCUGGCGGACCCGUGGCAGAAGAUGGCUGUGGAGAGCCCGUCCGACAGCGCUGAGAAUGGACAGCAAAUUAUGGAUGAACCUAUGGGAGAGGAGGAGAUUAAUCCGCAAACUGAAGAAGGCAGCAUCAAAGAAAUUGCAAUCACACAUCAUGUAAAGGAAGGACAUGAAAAGGCAGAUCCUUCCCAGUUUGAACUUUUGAAAGUAUUAGGGCAGGGAUCAUUUGGAAAGGUUUUCUUAGUUAAAAAAAUCUCAGGCUCUGAUGCUAGACAGCUUUAUGCCAUGAAGGUAUUGAAGAAGGCUACACUGAAAGUUCGAGACCGUGUUCGGACAAAAAUGGAGCGUGAUAUCUUGGUAGAAGUUAACCAUCCUUUUAUUGUCAAAUUGCAUUAUGCUUUUCAAACUGAAGGGAAGCUGUAUCUUAUUUUGGAUUUUCUCAGGGGAGGAGAUUUGUUUACACGCUUAUCCAAAGAGGUGAUGUUCACAGAAGAAGAUGUCAAAUUCUACUUGGCUGAACUUGCACUUGCUUUAGACCAUCUACAUAGCCUGGGAAUAAUUUAUAGAGACUUAAAACCAGAAAACAUUCUUCUUGAUGAAGAAGGUCAUAUCAAGUUAACAGAUUUUGGUCUAAGUAAAGAGUCUAUUGACCAUGAAAAGAAGGCAUAUUCUUUUUGUGGAACUGUGGAAUAUAUGGCUCCAGAAGUAGUUAAUCGUAGAGGUCAUACUCAGAGUGCUGACUGGUGGUCUUUUGGUGUGUUAAUGUUUGAAAUGCUCACUGGUACACUACCUUUCCAAGGAAAAGAUCGAAAAGAAACAAUGACUAUGAUUCUUAAAGCCAAACUUGGGAUGCCACAGUUUUUGAGUCCUGAAGCCCAGAGCCUUUUGCGAAUGCUUUUCAAGAGAAAUCCUGCGAACAGAUUAGGUGCGGGACCAGAUGGAGUUGAAGAAAUUAAAAGACAUUUAUUUUUUUCAACAAUAGACUGGAAUAAACUGUAUAGAAGAGAAAUUCACCCACCUUUUAAACCUGCAACUGGCAGGCCUGAAGAUACAUUUUAUUUUGAUCCUGAGUUUACUGCAAAAACUCCCAAAGAUUCACCAGGCAUUCCACCUAGUGCUAAUGCACAUCAGCUAUUUCGAGGGUUUAGUUUUGUUGCUAUUACCUCAGAUGAUGAAAGCCAAGCUAUGCAGACAGUUGGUGUUCAUUCAAUUGUUCAGCAGUUGCACAGGAACAGUAUUCAGUUUACUGAUGGAUAUGAAGUAAAAGAAGAUAUUGGAGUUGGCUCAUACUCUGUUUGCAAGAGAUGUAUACAUAAAGCUACAAACAUGGAGUUUGCAGUGAAGAUUAUUGAUAAAAGCAAGAGAGACCCAACAGAAGAAAUUGAAAUUCUUCUUCGUUAUGGACAGCAUCCAAACAUUAUUACCCUAAAGGAUGUAUAUGACGAUGGGAAAUAUGUGUAUGUAGUAACAGAACUUAUGAAAGGAGGUGAAUUGCUGGACAAAAUUCUUAGACAGAAAUUUUUCUCUGAACGAGAGGCCAGUGCUGUCCUGUUUACUAUAACCAAAACUGUUGAAUAUCUACAUGCACAAGGGGUGGUCCACAGAGAUUUGAAGCCUAGCAACAUUCUUUAUGUUGAUGAAUCUGGUAAUCCAGAGUCUAUUCGAAUUUGUGACUUCGGCUUUGCAAAGCAGCUGAGAGCAGAAAAUGGUCUUCUCAUGACUCCUUGUUACACUGCAAAUUUUGUUGCGCCAGAGGUUUUAAAACGGCAAGGCUACGAUGCUGCUUGUGAUAUAUGGAGUCUUGGUGUUCUCCUGUAUACAAUGCUUACCGGUUACACUCCCUUUGCAAAUGGUCCUGAUGAUACACCAGAGGAAAUACUCGCACGAAUAGGUAGUGGAAAAUUCUCACUCAGUGGCGGUUACUGGAAUUCAGUUUCAGAUACAGCAAAAGACCUGGUGUCAAAGAUGCUUCAUGUAGACCCUCAUCAAAGACUGACUGCUGCUCUUGUGCUCAGACAUCCUUGGAUUGUCCACUGGGACCAACUACCACAAUACCAAUUGAACAGACAGGAUGCACCGCAUCUAGUAAAGGGUGCCAUGGCAGCUACAUAUUCUGCUUUAAAUCGUAAUCAGUCACCAGUUUUGGAACCAGUAGGCCGCUCUACUCUUGCUCAGCGGAGAGGUAUUAAAAAAAUCACCUCAACAGCCCUGUGAAGUGACCUCAGUGAGAUAUCUGGUACCAUGAUGUAAGCUGAUAGCACAAGUUCUGGCGACAGGUAGCACAUAUCUGAGAGACACCUGCAAGCACACACUGUCCCAGCUGGUACCCAUAAUGCUGCUGCUCCUGCUGCUGCUCCUGCUUUCGUCUCUUCUCGCUUUAAAUGAUUGGUAGCAAGUUAGAUUUUCCUGGAGCUUCGGAUGGAAUGAAUAUGGAAACAAUGAUGGAGAUAUAAUCACUGAAUCAACUAGAAAAAUAAUGAACAUAUGAAUACCACCUAAAAUACACUGAAUAAAGUACUCUACACCAUAUAGCAUUAUUUUUAUAGGAAAUAUUUCAUGUCCCUUAAAUAUCCUUUGUUAGUUAUAGGGAUGGACAGUUUAUGUUAAACACUUAGCUUAAACAGUCCAUUUAUAUUAGCACUGUAUCCCUUGUGCCAUCCAACAUUUUGUAUGUUUUUGUAAACAGUUCAUAUACAGUACAUUUCUGUACUGCUUUCUUUAAUGUACACAUGCCUUGUUUAACUUAGAACCUAUUAUUAAUCAAUGAUUAUUAAAUCUGGUUAACUAGUUCACUUGGAUUAACAGUAUUGUUGGACAGCCCUAAACAUGGCCAGAUUGUGGAACAGCUGUUGAAUGUAAUAUUUCAAAAUGUAUAUAUCUUUCCCUGUGUCUGUUUCACUGGUUUGUUCAUUUGUUUGUUUCUUAAAAUCGGGUGUUCUGUCAGACUAAUUUAGAGAGCUGUUAUGGUAUAGAAAGUUGUCGUAUGUGUGUGGCAUGAAAUCAAGAAUACACCUGUGAAGUGAUUCCAUAUACUUUGCAACUCCUUUGGGUUCUUUUUUCCUUAAUUAAGGAGAUAACCCUUGCACUUUGAAUCUUACAUAGUAUCCAUACUUAAUGUACAUCAAAGGCCUUUAAAAGUCAUCGUCAAGAGAUCGGUGAAGGAAAAUUUACAACUAGUAAUCGAAGUCCUAUGUAAUAAAGGCCACGGGCCUCUACAUGAAGUUGAAUUUAAUUCUUAAUCAAACAGUUAUCUCUUCUAACCUGAAAUUAUAGCUAAGGUAGGCUAAGUGAAUGUUCUGCACUUAGUGAUUUCUGAAUCCCUCCUGAUUUAUAGCCAUAUGAUAUUUCCCUUGACUGCAGAGAUGAUUUUUCGUAAUCACCCCCUGGAUCUGUUGCGGCAUUCAUUACGUACACACAAUUUGUUAUUUCCACAAUUUUAUAUUACUUGACAAAAUAAACUUCUGUACCGAUCAGUACCCCUAAAUAUGUAAUGUGAAAAACAUACAGGUAAAGAGUGUCCAAAUAGAUAAGUACUCAGGUAUUACAUACCAGAAAUCUUCUCCUGCCAGAAGCUUUAAAUCAUCCCCUAAGCAUACCAAGCCAAAUGUUAUGGAAGCCACUGUUUGUCAUUCCUUAAUUUCUGCUCUAUGCUAUUAAUGAGAAAAAUCCAUAAUAUUCCUUUGCCCAAGUAACACAAAAUGGUUACUGCAUAGAAAGCAAAUGUAAUUCUAUCUCAAAUACAGGAAAAGUGAAUAGGAGAAAGACUAUCCGAAGAUCUAGCAAAAAGUUUUUGAAGUGCUUGAGUACAUGAAUGCUACCUAGUAAAAGCUGUUUUCCAUUGCCAGGAAAGAGUUUUUUGUCUUUUCCUCUUCAGUGUUUCAAACCAUAGUAAUCCCAAAAUCUUGUCACUUUUUAAACGUUAAUGUAACUCUGAGCAGAAAAUAGAUAUAUUUUAAGAUUUUUGCCAGUUAUGCCAUUCCAUAAUUGCUUAGCUGUAUUGUCCAUCAGUCUUUUAGAGCUAGAAGUAAACAUUCACUUCCUGUAAAUUACCCCAAAUUUCCCAAGCUGAGACUGAAACUUCUUCCCAUUUAGUUCCUUUUUCCUCAUAACACCAUUGCUGCCUUUCCUUCAUAUCACCACCUGACCAGUAGCUGAAUUCAAAAAACCUUAGAUUUCUUGGGGCAGUCCUCUACUGUUUUAUGAUGCCAAGUUUAUUUCUUUCCAGAAUAAUUGCCUUCUUUGUCUAGUCAAGCGGCCAUUUUUAAGGGAGAAAAGCAAGUUGGGUUCACAAAAUAGACGGCCUUCUGCCUACAAAGCAGCUUAUGAACAUAAAUGAGUCUAGCAGUAGUUUGGGUGUUCUCAUUACCUUGGGGCAGUCAUGGCCAGCAGGAUGCCAGAAGUGUAGUGUUUGUGUUGGAUUAGCCUCUCCAUAAAUUGCAAUUGUUCCAGGACUCUAUACUUGUGGUAUUGAAGCGCCUGAAGUCUUCUGCCCUUCACCAGUUGCUGCCGUUUUCUGGGACUUCUCCCAGGAGUUGUCAGUCCAGUCUUAAAGAUACUUCACUGUGAAAGAAGGAACUAAACCAUCAGGACUCUUUUACACUCUUUUCUCUUAGUUUAUAAUACAAUUUAAUACCCAAAAUGAUAGGAUUUUGACAUUGCUGAAUGCAUGACCAUGUGUUUUGUAUCUUUCUUUUCAAGUGAUGAUAUUAAGGUAAGUUUUUUUGUCCUUUUUUAUUUUCACUUUUUGUGAAUUCUUUCAGCUUCUUCUGGUUUAUAAAGAUAUCGUCUAAGUUCAUUAGACCUUUGACUUUAACAGAUUUGUGACAUGGAUGUAUUUAUUCACAAGCAGACUCCAAAGUGGAAAGAUAUAAUCCUUUUACCCGGCCUAAAGUUGAGGUGCCAUGAGCAUGUGGGAAGUCACUUGUGCACUUUUGCAUGUUUGGAGGGAAGAUACGGAGUGUGCGUGACAGUUUUCGUAUGACACAUGCAGCACACUCCAAAGAACAGUUUGAGAUCAACCAUUUCUCAUCUUCCUAAAAAGUAACUGCUGUUGGGGUCAGAGAACAUCAAGGGAGAUGGGCCUGUCCACCUAGCUGUGCCUUGGUGAAUACAAAGGCUUCAAGAGAAGGCAGAACGUGUGGUAGGAAAGGAAGUAGGGUAGGUCCUGCUGCCUAGGUUAAAAACAAUUGGCAGAACAACAUUCAAGAUGUGGAAGCUUUGGUGUAAAUAUGCCUACUUGCAAUGGAAGGCCAACAACACAUAUCCUAACAAGUUUUAAUAGCCUCUACUCCUCGCCCUUCAUAACUGACCCACAAUUUUUCAACUUACUUUACUAUAUUCUACAAGUAAAUUAUAUCUUAGGGUAGUGUUGUCCAUGUGAGACUUAGGUAUUAGAACAGAUAGCUCAGGGUCAGAAAAGGUCUUUGUCUAUGGUUAACAAAUAUAGAUUCCUCGGCUGAAUCUUGGUGCUUAAACCAGGAGGUUCCAGUCUAGUCCUAGAGAUCUGUCCCUCUGGAUGGUCUGACGCCCUGUGACUAAGCUGGAUAUAUGCUUUCAGCCUUAUUUAAUUCACAGAGAAGUUGACUUAACUUUUUAUUUCAACUAAUGAAAACAGUCCUCUGUUCAGCACCAGGUUGCUUCCAUUUUGCCAGUCUCCCCAGGUGACCAUUGGUGGAGACCAAUUAAUGAAGGAAUGAAUUCACUUUCUUGAGACUGUGGUAUUCUACAAAGCCACACUUAACCACUUUUUCCAGUGAAGACUCUACACAAUGAUAACACCCAAAAACGGAUGGCCAAGAAGAGUUUGUAUCUACAGUGUGCUUUGUGUAUUUUUGACACUGCUGUAUUCUGUGUGUUCAAGUGACCUGUAACUGGUUCCAAUGUGACUGAAUGUUCUCAAGUAAUGCUAGUAACUAAGUCAAUUUAGGAUUUUUUUGUUUUAUUUUAAGUCUGAUAUUAUUAUUGGUCUCAAAUUUACCACUUUGAUUCCAGUCUUUUAACUGUUUAUAAUGGGGCAUACCGAGGGUUGGGAUGAGAGCUUACUUCCUACCUCUUACGGCACUUUCCUCAUUGUUUUGCCAUAUAACCUUGAACUGCAUGAUAAGCUGUUUAAACGUCCACGACUUAUCCCAGAGCAAUUAGCAAAGUAUAUGACAUUUUGAAUAGAGAUUAGUGGAAAGGAAAAUGUAGAGAUUUAAGUCCACAGGUGCAAGCCUCGAGAAAUUUGUCUUUAGAGCACAUACCAUUUGAGUACAGUAUAUGUAACGUAUAUGAGGAGAGUCACUAAAAUAGUCCUCUCUAAGUAGAUUAGUUCAAUAUCUAAUAGAAAUGAUCAUCUUUACUCCUAUUAUUGCUGUAGAACUGAAUGAACUGUAUGCUGGGUUUUUCACAAGUAUUUAAAAUAAAACAAAUACAAGUCAAGGGCAUAAGGAGAAAGUUUGGUUUGUGUUUCUGUAAGUGUAGUUUACCAUCUAAAGCUUUGUGUUUUUUUUUUAAACUUAAAAGGCUUCAGUGUAUUGCCAUUCAUUAGCAUCCUUAAUAAUCAUGGGUGAUGAGUUGUAACUCUUAAAAUUAUAUACACAUAUUAGUUUACCUUAAUUCUUGCCCUAAAUAAAAGGGAAAGUAUACACCUAAGGGAUGUAAUUAUUUUGCAUUUUUGGCCAUGGGUGGGAAUGGGGUGGGUGUCUACUUUAGCAGUUUUUAAACAAAAAUCACAAAUAUUUUUCUACUAUUAUAUAUGAUCUUACUUUAUACUAGUUUCUCUCUAGUAAGGCAUGCCAGAAGCCCAAGGUACCAUAUCACAAGUUCUUAUGUAUUGUACCUUCUGUUGGUGGUUAAAUCGCAUCAGAUACUUGGCACUGCCGCCAUAAUUAAAUGCUUGUAAAGGAUCAAAUAUCACUGAAUACUUUCAAUUGUUUCACUUAAGAGUCUAAUCUGGGAAGUUUGCAAAUCAUACUAUUAAUGUGUAAUCUAAGCUCUUUUAGAUGUAUCCAUGAAUAAUCCUGGAACAAUAUUGCUUGUAUUCCUGUCAUAGAACAGGUUUUGUAAUCUUUAAAAGAAAUGAAAAUUUAUAUAAUAAAAUUUCAAAUAAAUGCAUGUAUGUCCCUUU